AGACAACAAUAUUAAGCAAUUAUACUCUAAUAAAGAUGUUAAAAAAAAAAAAGAAAAGGUAUUUCUUUGGAAACCUAACCUGAGAUUAUAAUUUAAACAUUGCUAUCAAAAUUCAGGAAGCAGAGAAUUGGUGCAUUUUUAUGACAGGGAAACAUUCUACUUUUUAUGGUACUGAAACUUGCCCAGGCUAAGUGGUCUUUGGAAUCAAAUUUUAAUAGUUUUCCUGUCACAGUGAAUUUUAAACACUGGUGGAGUUCCUGACAGACAUAAAGGACAAUUCAGGUUUCUUCUAUUUCUUUGACUCCUUUUCUACAUUUUCUAAUUGUCUAUACUUUUUAGAUUAAAACCUAUUCAUGCCUAGUAUGCAAAUUUAUUUUAUUAAUAAUUAAGUUGAUAAGUCCAUUUCCUGAUAUGCAGUUGGAUGUUACUGUGUCUUAUCUGAAUAUAUAAUACAUAGUCCCCAAUACUGUAUCUUGAGUGUUGCCCCCCUGCCCUGACAUUAAGCAGUUCCUAAGCAGGUGCAAUUGAGCCAGAGCUUUAGGCCACCAGUGAGUGCGAAGUCUCUGCCCCAGUGGUUCUCCUUGUCUGGUCCCUGAAGUGCAGUCCCAGACCAGCAGUGUCAGCGUCACCUGGGAGCUUGUUAGAAGUGCAGAUUCUGGGGUUGUACCACAGAUUGGUUGAAUUCAACUCCUGGGAUGGGACCAGGCAGUGUGUGUUUUAAAAUGCCAUCCUGAUGAUCUGGUAUAUGAGAACCACUGCAUCUGGACACACUAAGAGGGGUUUGGAGAGGCUACUUUCAACUGUGAGCGUGAUGUCUAUAGCCCAUUACUUCACUGUGAUUGUAAACAAUGCUCUGAAAUAACAUAAGAUUUGACUUCCUUAGGAAAUUUAUGAGUAGUAGUUAUUCACUCUGCACUAAGAUCAAUGAACUAUGGUAAAAUGGAAAGUAUUAAGUGGCACAAAAAGCAUUUGAAAUAAUUUAAAGUGACGUUUUAACAUCUUAAGCCUGUGAAUCCUGAAUCUGUAACCUCUUUGGUCUAGAGCAUGGACCCAGUUCAAGUGGAAACAAACUGUUUUCAUGUUGGCUUUUUUAGAGCAUUACUAAUCGUUAAGGAAUUAUUCAGUUUAUAAACUGUCCUAUUCCCAAAUGUAUUUCUAGUGCAUUUGUUGCUUCCAUGGGCCUCCGUUGUUGUUUAUUUUCUCUCCAUCCUCAUAAAGUUGGUCUCAUGAAAAGCACUGCAGCAGCCCUCCUCUGGGGAGGUGUGGCAUAUUAUGCAUGAGGUUGUCUUUGAGCAGUGAAGGUCUAAGAAGGUCCUGAAGUAAGCAGUGCACCAUCAGAGCUCCUGGCUAACCUGUGGGUCUGCAAGCUGUGAGAGGCUUUAGAGCCAGGAGUGAGAUUUUAUCACAUGAACUAAAGAGUAAAGCCAAAUAUUUUCUUAUCAAACCAAAGUAAACUAAUUAUCAGUAUGUGUGAAAUCAUGUCCACUGAUCAAGGCAGCAGUACCUGUCCAAAGAUCACUAUAGUUUCACCUUGCUUGAAAAGCAGCACAACCGCACUGAUUGAUCAGAAUGUAUAUGAUGAAGAGGCUCAGGGAAUAAAUGGGAAAACUCCAGCAAAACACUCAGCUGCAAGUCCAAAGCCACAAGUGCCUCCAAAGCCACUACACCUGCAGAAUUCACCUUCGUCCAAUAUACACCAAACCCCCAGGCAUAAAGCUUUAUCUAGUGCAAAACCAAGGAUGGAGGAAGUUAAACCUGCCUCUGCUUCUUGUGUCUCAAAAGAAAAACCCAGUAAGAUAUCAGAUCUCAUCAGUCGCUUUGAAGGAGGCAGCUCAUUAUCAAAUUACAGUGAUUUGAAAAAAGAUUCUGCUGUGAACCUAAAUGCUCCUAGAACCCCGAGAAGGCAUGGAUUGACAACCACACCUCAGCAAAAACUCCUCUCCCAACACUCACCACAGAAGCAGAGAAAUGAUACAGAUCAGUCUCAGGGUGCACAGACUUGUGUGGCUAACGGUAUGGUAGCAGCACAAAACCAGAUGGAAUGUGAGGAGGAUAAAGCGGCCACUCUUAGCCCAGAUACUCCUAUUCAAACUUCUGAGCCCUUGCCCGAUACAAACUUAGUGAAUGGAGAAAGACAGGAAACAGCCACAGACCCUGCAUCCCCCACAACAAAUGACUGUGAUGAAAAUGCUUCUGACAGUAGCUGCAGGACUUUACAUGUCGGCCCACGGCUCCCCCUGGAAGAAGGAAGGGCAGACACAGAAGCCAAGGUACAAGAGAGGGAAGAUGGAGAAAGCCCCCUAGAACUGGAACAGCUGGACCAGCACCAUGAGAUGAAGGAGACUAAUGAGCAAAAACUUCACAAAAUUGCCAAUGAACUUUUGCUUACAGAAAGAGCUUAUGUCAGCCGACUUGACCUCUUAGAUCAGGUAUUUUAUUGCAAACUACUGGAAGAAGCAAAUCGAGGCUCGUUUCCAGCAGAGAUGGUGAAUAAAAUCUUUUCUAAUAUUUCAUCAAUAAAUGCCUUCCAUAGUAAAUUCCUAUUGCCAGAGCUGGAGAAAAGAAUGCAAGAAUGGGAAACUACCCCUAGAAUUGGUGACAUCCUUCAGAAAUUGGCCCCAUUCCUUAAGAUGUAUGGAGAAUAUGUGAAGGGAUUUGAUAACGCAAUGGAAUUGGUUAAAAACAUGACAGAGCGUAUUCCCCAGUUCAAAUCAAUAAUUGAAGAAAUUCAGAAACAGAAGAUCUGUGGGAGCUUGACUUUGCAGCAUCACAUGCUAGAACCUGUUCAGCGGAUUCCCCGGUAUGAGAUGCUCCUUAAAGACUACCUAAGGAAAUUGCCCCCUGGUUCUCCGGACUGGAAUGAUGCUAAAAAAUCACUUGAAAUUAUAUCUACAGCAGCAAGUCAUUCUAAUAGUGCAAUAAGAAAAAUGGAGAACCUAAAGAAACUCUUAGAGAUUUAUGAAAUGUUGGGAGAAGAAGAAGACAUUGUAAAUCCUUCAAAUGAACUAAUAAAAGAAGGACAGAUCCUCAAACUAGCUGCUCGGAACACAUCGGCACAAGAACGCUACCUUUUCUUAUUCAACAACAUGUUGCUGUACUGCGUGCCAAGAUUCAGCUUGGUGGGCUCUAAAUUCACAGUUCGAACCAGGGUUGGCAUUGAUGGAAUGAAAAUUGUAGAGACUCACAAUGAGGAAUAUCCACACACUUUCCAGGUAUCUGGGAAAGAGAGAACACUGGAACUGCAAGCCAGUUCUGAGCAAGACAAAGAAGAAUGGAUCAAGGCACUUCAAGAGACUAUUGAUGCUUUCCAUCAGAGGCAUGAAACCUUCAGAAAUGCAAUUGCCAAGGAUAAUGACAUUCACUCAGAGGUUUCUACUGCUGAGCUAGGAAAAAGAGCCCCAAGAUGGAUCCGAGAUAAUGAAGUUACAAUGUGUAUGAAAUGCAAGGAGCCUUUUAAUGCCCUGACGAGGAGAAGGCAUCAUUGUCGAGCAUGUGGACAUGUGGUUUGUUGGAAGUGUUCUGAUUAUAAAGCUCAACUUGAGUAUGAUGGUGGUAAAUUGAGCAAAGUUUGUAAAGACUGUUAUCAGAUAAUAAGUGGAUUCACAGACAGUGAAGAAAAGAAAAGAAAAGGAAUUUUAGAGAUCGAAUCUGCAGAAGUAUCUGGAAACAGUGUGGUGUGCAGUUUUCUUCAAUAUAUGGAAAAGUCAAAACCUUGGCAGAAAGCUUGGUGUGUGAUCCCCAAACAAGACCCUCUUGUGCUGUACAUGUAUGGUGCCCCCCAGGAUGUCAGAGCCCAGGCCACUAUUCCACUCCUGGGCUACAUUGUGGAUGAUAUGCUGAGGAGUGCAGACCUGCCACACAGUUUCAAACUGACCCAGUCCAAGUCUGUGCACAGCUUUGCUGCAGACAGUGAAGAACUGAAACAGAAGUGGCUGAAAAUCAUCCUUUUAGCUGUCACAGAAAUAUUAGUAUUAGAAGAGAAUUUCUGCUUGUCCAGUCACCAUCUUCACAUUCCACAUGUUCUUUUGCCAAGCACAAAGAGAAGCAAUGAAGCAGCCUUACCUGUUUCUUAUUAAAGAAUCACGAAUGCUUUUACUUGGAGAAAGGCAAAGGAAUACUCUUAGCCAUUUAGAAGCACUCAACCAAAAGACCUCAAAAUGUGAUUGUCUGGUUACAAGAAUAAUCUGUCUUUUGCUUUCUGAGACACCUGAGCAGUCAUGACAAAUUGAACCUAGAAAAAUAAUUGGUUGUUUUACUAUUAAAACCAACAUUCCAUUCUGGUCUUAUUCUUUAUUUUCUCUAAAUCAUCUUUUUUUUAAAGUGCCCUUUCUCUAAACUUAACAAAAUACUUCUUUGAUAAAACUGCUAUUUUUUUAUAAAACAUUCCAGUUUUCUCAACAUAAAUUCUGCUUUAUUGAAAGUCUACCAAUGAAAUGUAGUGCAGACUUAUCUCCAGGUUUUAAGUGGGACCCAAUAAUGAAAAAUGCCACCAGCCACUUUUGUAAUAAUGGCAUCUAUAAUGCCAUCAUGUAUGCAAGCAAUAAAACUCUACAGGGUAGGUUUUACACUGAACUUUUAAUGUGAAUGUUCCUAGCCACAAGGGUAUAGAAAAUUAACUCCUAGGAGUGAUACUGUGAUUCAAAUUGCUCAGUACAGGGAAAAGAACAUAUGUGUGGCGGGGGGUGGGGUGGGGGAGGGACAACAUUAUUCCUUGGAUUCAAGUAACCAUCAAAAUCCUUUUUAUUUUACUUUAAAGUUUUUUAAAGCCUUUUUUUUUUUUUGCAAAGGGUAUGUAUGGGUGGUUAAAAACAGUUAAAGCACAUCUGCACUACACAUUUCAUUUUCCAUGAAGUUUAAUAUAGCUUGGUGUACUUAUACUCACUGGGUAAGCUACCCAAAUUAAAACAACAACAACAACAGUUUUUUUAAAUUACCACACUUUUUAUUGUCUUUGUGGAAACAGGAAACAGAUCUAAAUUCCCCUAUAAAUUUUAGAUCUCAUUUCUGGUUAUACUCAAAGCCUUAAGUUCUUAUUCUGAGCAUAUGUAAUAAUGAUUUUCCUGAGCUGGAUAUAUCCUGAGGAAAAGACACCAACAGGAGCAAAUAAACUUCUAGGGAACAAAGGUCUUUUUUUCUUUUUUUUUUUUUCUUUUCCAGGUAUCCUUGCUAUAAUGCACAGUAGAAAAUACAUUAAAUCUUUCUACAUCACAUAAUGUUCCUGUUAGCGGAUCUAAGAUUAAUCACAUGGUAUUUAUAAGCUAAAAUUAAUUCAAAAGGCAAGAAUGUCGUAAUGUCUUCAUUCUUAACUUUUGUAUUCUUCAAGAAUAUAUUAAUAUAAAAUCUGUGGCUAACCUGUUCUUAUUCUUAGGACUAUACUGGACAUCUGUAGUGGAUCAUGUUACUUUUUCAUUCUCAUCCAAUUUUAGUAAAAUCAAAUUGCUUUUUAUUUUCAUAUUACUAUCUACUAUACAGUCUCCAGAUUUAGAAAAUAGGAGUAUGAUAUAUAAAAGACCACUAGAUAUACUUUUAAAACCCUUUCUCUGACUUUAUGCAUACAUGUAUAUAUGUAAAAGCAAUGUUGAUUUCCAAUUCUGUUUUUCCAUAGGAACGAAAUUUUUAUAGAAAGUAUUCUUUUUAACUUAAAUAUUUUAACAUAAAUUAUAUACAUGGAUUUUUAGUAUAAUUCAUUCUUAUGUAUGCCCUGUAAUCAUGUUGUCAUGAAAGGGUAACUUUGCUUUCUUUACUGAUGUGGUAGAGAGGAAUAAGAUUAGGAACUGAAACAAGCAAGAACAGACAGAGAGGUGGACAGAAAGAGUCCCUUGGACUCCAAAUCAGAGCAAUAUAUGCUAAGAUAAAUGAAAAACACUUAAACUGCAGAGGGAUAUAAACUACAAGAUGUAAAUCUAUGUAAUUGCACACUGAUGGGAUCCAUUACACCUGGGCCUUUCACCUUGCCCUCUAAAUUAUACCACUAGUAUCUUGUCAUUACUUUUUCUUUAGACCUAAAAAAAAGAAAUAAUUCUAUUGGACUAUUUUCUGCACUGUUUACUGACAUAAAAAAUCCCUCUAAAGUCAAUCAUGGUCUGUAUUCUACUUUAUGGACUGAACAUUUGGCAGAAAAUAGUGUCUUUUCUGUCUUUUGAGAUGAAAUAGCACAUGGCUUCUACAAGAUAGUUUUUAACUCAUUGGGGGGUCACUGAGAGUUACAUGAUGUUUACCCCUUCCUAAAAUUCAUUAUAGAUUGAAUUAGUGUGAUUAGGUAGAUUUAGUGAGAAAUUAAAUCAAGAAAUAUUGUAGCAUAUUUGAAUAAGUAAAUACCAAAUACAUAGAGUGAGAUAUAUAUAUAUAUAUAUGUGUGUAUAUAUAUAUAUAUGGGUUUGGGAAGAGACAUAAUAGUCUAUGGGGACCAUUAUGAUAACAGAAUUACAUUAUAUAUUACACAUUAUAUGGAUGUUGAAAUGUAUCGCUUGGGGAGGGGUGUCUCCCUUCAUUAGCAAUCAUGUCUGUAUAUAAAACUUUGGAGGUUCUUGUUUGUUGUACCAAACUAGCAUUUCAUUUUAUGAGUGACAAUUGACUGAUAUUCUUGAAUAAGUGUUAUCUGGGUUUUUGAAUUGUUGACUGAUCAAUUUGAAAUGUAUAUUAGCAAAAUUUUAGAAUUAACUCAAAUGUGAGAAAGUAUACACAAAAAGUAAUUUUUCUCUUCUAGCUAUAUGAAUGUAAAAUACUUGCAGAUAGUGUAUAUAUUGUGUAACAUAUGUAUAUUUGGUCAUAAAGGCAGAGAAUUGGAAACAUUGUAAAAUUAAGCACUUUAAUUCCUAUUAAAUAUUAAAUACUUGUAUCUUGUAAAUAAAUACAUCUUUAAAUGAA
Molecule: messenger RNA, 6867 nt
Organism: Aethalodelphis obliquidens (Pacific white-sided dolphin)
Lineage: Eukaryota; Metazoa; Chordata; Mammalia; Artiodactyla; Delphinidae
Gene: FGD4
Product: FYVE, RhoGEF and PH domain containing 4
Exons: 18
Coding region: 1467-4076 (869 amino acids)
Biological process (GO): cytoskeleton organization; filopodium assembly
Cellular component (GO): cytoplasm
Molecular function (GO): metal ion binding; guanyl-nucleotide exchange factor activity
Source: RefSeq, a predicted model, not a curated record